UAUCGCUUUUUCUCACGCAACGGGGUUUGCUGAACAAUCAGCUUGAGAGUUGUCGUAUGUGGCAAAAAACAAUAGCCCGCAAUUUUGAACGCAUUCAAUAAAACAAGGGAGAAGGUCCGAGGAACCUGUCAAUCGGUUUAACCAAUUGGAAGAGGGUACAGGUUUUGACGGACAACGCUUUCAGCCAAUAGGAAUCUGGCUUAUCAGUCGCUCCCUCUGCACGUCGGCCAACGGGAGUAACGCGGCGGCGUUCUGUUUUCCCCACCCCCCACGUUGCAGUCGCCGCCGUGCUCGGUCGUUGGGAGUUUAGGAGGCCUCACGGUCGUUGCAUUGGUGGCAACCGCGUCAUGUAAAAUCUGACUGGGACCUCUCAGCCCUCCUCCCGCCCCUGCUUGUCAUGAUGAGGCUGUAAAUAGGGGGAAGGGUCGCCGCUGUCAGACUUCCGUUGUCUCGUAGGGAUAAGGGCCCUGUCUUUCCUUUCACCUUCGGUUCGGGGCCCGAGAGAUGCGUGUGGGCCUCGCUUACUUCACACAGUAGAAGGGGCGUUACAGAGAGCGGGUCAGGCCGUUAGUGGGAAAGCACUUGGAGAAGAUUAAUUUCCCACAAUAAAUCUACCCUACCGCAGAUUUAAAAACCUAAGAUGGGGGCAUUUUUGGACAAACCGAAAACAGAGAAACACAAUGCACACGGUGCCGGAAAUGGCUUGCGUUAUGGACUCAGCAGCAUGCAGGGCUGGAGAGUGGAGAUGGAGGAUGCGCACACAGCCGUGGUUGGGAUCCCUCGUGGCUUGGAUGAUUGGUCGUUUUUUGCAGUUUACGAUGGCCAUGCAGGAUCACGCGUUGCAAAUUAUUGCUCUUCCCACUUACUAGAGCACAUCACAGACAAUGAAGAUUUCAGGGCAACAGAAACACCGGGAUCCGCUCUGGAGCCAACAGUAGAAAAUGUUAAAAGUGGCAUUAGAACUGGGUUUUUAAAAAUUGACGAGUACAUGCGCAACUUUGCCGAUUUAAGAAAUGGAAUGGAUAGAAGUGGUUCUACCGCAGUAGCGGUCUUACUUUCACCCAGUCACGUGUAUUUUAUUAACUGCGGGGAUUCUCGGGCUGUUUUGUAUAGGAGCGGACAAGUUUGUUUUUCAACGCAGGAUCACAAACCUUGCAACCCAAGGGAGAAGGAGAGAAUUCAAAACGCCGGCGGCAGCGUCAUGAUACAGCGCGUCAAUGGAUCGCUGGCAGUUUCCCGUGCACUUGGAGACUAUGAUUACAAGUGCGUCGAUGGCAAGGGCCCUACGGAGCAGCUUGUUUCACCUGAGCCUGAAGUAUAUGAAAUCGUGAGAGCUGAUGAAGAUGAGUUUAUCAUUUUGGCUUGUGAUGGCAUUUGGGAUGUCAUGAGCAACGAGGAGCUUUGUGAAUUUGUGAAAUAUAGGCUUGAGCUAACGGAUGACCUUGAAAAAGUGUGCAAUUCAGUAGUGGACACCUGUUUACAUAAGGGAAGCCGUGAUAACAUGAGCAUUGUUCUAGUUUGUUUUCCAAAUGCCCCCAAGGUCUCUGAAGAGGCAAUAAAGAAAGAUGCUGAUUUGGAUAAACAUUUAGAGUCCAGGGUUGAAGAAAUCAUGACCAACGCUGGGGAGGAAGGAAUGCCAGAUCUUGCCCAUGUAAUGCGCAUCUUAGCUGCAGAGAACGUCCCGCAUUUACCGCCAGGUGGAGGCUUGGCAGCAAAACGCAGUGUUAUUGAAGAGGUAUAUAAUAGGUUGAAUCCACACAGAGAGAGCGAUGGGGACCCCACUGGAACAGAGGAAAAUUCAACGCAUGGGAAGUUGGUGGAAGCUCUCAGGGAACUGAGAAUUAAUCAUAGGGGGAACUACCGUCAACUCCUGGAGGAGAUGCUGUGUAGUUACAGGCUAGUUAAAGUUCAGGGUGAAGAAUCCACAUCUGGACCUUCAGUAUCGUCCUCUUCCUCCAGUAAACCUGUGGAUGACCCAAUUACUCGAAGUAACCCAGAAAUGGAGUAACAUCUUUCACUUGAUUUGAUGUGCAGUCUGCAUGAUUUUUUUUUCUUUUUCAACUUUUACCCAAUCCUGUUUUAUCUAUUGAUCCACUAGGUAUCAGAUGCUGUGCUUCUUACCCAGCACCCCACCUCCACCAAACUAAGAGGCAUUUUUUAAUUACUUUGCACUCUCUUUUUGUAAAAAAAAAUUGCCCCCAAACGGAAAUUUACCACUCAAAACAGUUUUUUAACCAGAAACACUGUUUAUAUACAGCAUGGAGACAAAUCUUCCAAGACUGUAAAAAAAUUUUUUAUUUGUUUUUAGAUAAAUGUGUGAAUGCCCAUAACAUUGUAAAUCAUGGGCCCUUACAACCUAGCUUUAGAAGGUUUGCUGAUAAUGUUACCAGAAAGGACAAUUCUAUGGACCGACAGAACUGCGGGUUUCUUAUCUCUGCCAUCGUUUGUCUUGACAUCUGAAAACAUGUAAACGGCUUUACAAAAAUGGUCUUUUAAAAGUUGGUUUCUUUUGAGUCCAGCCUUGUGGAUUACUUAAAAAACAUAUUUUCCACAUACUAAGCUACCCAUAUUAGCUGGCUACAAAUUUUCAUUUCUGAGAUGAGCCAGUUAAUGUCUGGUUGGAUGCGCUGUAUAUAAAUGUAUACCUCUAGUGUUAGCCAAGUUAUAUUUCACACCUAUUGCUAAUUUAAGGAAUGCUACGGUAUUUAACAAAAUUUAGGUACAAAAUGUGUUUGUUGACUUCAAGGUUCUUCACAUAUAUGUGAAUGUUUUGUAUAGUAUAUAGCUGUCAUUAAGUUUCACCUAUACAAUCAAUAAAGGUGUUAAGAAUACUUAAUGCAUAGUUCUGGUAUUAAAUACCUCUAAAACUGCAGCUGUUAAUUCCUGUUCGGAUAAAGUAGCUUACCACGCCUGGCAUUUUGGCCUGCAGUCACUUCAGUGUUGAUGGUGAAUGUUCCCUUGUGUGCAACCUGUGGCAGCGGUAAGGAAGCUGCCUCUUUGUUCAGAGUUGGGAGAACUGAUGGCCAGGAAAGCCCUUCCCCAAAACACUAGAAAAAGGCAGAUUUCAGCGUGGAGUCUUAAAUCCAGGUCUGCUACGUAUCUAAGGCUAUGUAAAGCCUGCGGCACACGGUAUUUUAACCCUCACGGUCCUUAGGUGGUUGAAAUGCCAGUGUCAUAGCCCAAGAGGCCCCAUUAUCAUUAUAAACCAAAAAUAUCUCAUGCAAUUUUACUUGAUAUAUACACCCAAUCAUGUGUAAAUUAGAAUUUGCCAUUUAUAACAGGUGCUAUUCUUCAUUUGUGGUGCUGUCACAAAAUAAGCAGCUAAUAACCCACCAUCCACCAUGAAUCCCCACAGUUGACAUAAAAUUAUAUGGGUUUUCACCUUUGAAUUAGAACUAGAAGUAUGAUGUAGACAGUGAUACUGAGACAAUUUGAAGUUGGUUUAAUUGUUUUAUUAUUUAGCUUUUUGUUUCACAGCUCUUCAGUUUGGAAUUUUAGCAGCCAUCUAGUUGCUAGGGCCUUCUUUACGUUAGCAACCAGACAGUGGUUUGAAUAAGAGAAUAGAAUUUGAAUAGGUAGGAGAAUAAACAGAAUGAUGAGGAAUAAGGAAUAACAAUAAUAAAAUGGUAAUGUCUCAGAACAGUAGGUUUUUGGUUGCAUGGGUCAGUUCAGUGACCACCAUUUUAAAGCUGGAAAGAUGUAGAAGAGGCAUUUGAAAAUAAAUAAUGAAGACCAAUCAGUACAUGGGGGGAGGAUUAAGUAAAUGACUGGUAAACUGUAGAGUCAGUCACUUCUAUCCUUCAGGUUAUUUAGCAGCUAAGUAGAGUUCAUUUUGGGCAUUAGAGGGCAUUCAGUUAAGGGAAAGUCUAUUGUGAAAAUAAAAAGAGGGUGAUGCAUAGACUUCAGUAGUGACACCCCUUCCAUUUUAAGCAGAGGCAUCCGUUUUGGGGACGGGGGGGGGGGUCUUCAUUUGUGGUAUCAUUGGCUACCCCAGUUUCUAAUGAAAGUUUAGACUUGUAUAUGAGAAUUUGUUUGUUGCUCCUCCAUUUUCUGGCAAAGGAAACAUGCAUGAAACCAGCCCUGUAAGGCCAAUGCCUAAUGGCAUACACAGUGUUUCGAUUUGCUGCUACUGCCCACUAAUGGUUUUGCAUUCACAUUAGUAGAAAGUGCUUCAAUCUGGGGCAAGUGGUGGGCUUUUGUUGUAUGUUGCAUGCAUGUGCCAUGGCCCUUAGUACAGGUAUGGAACCUGUUAUCCAUACCUGGGGGUCUUCCCUUACUUUGGGGCACCAUGCUUUAAGUCUUUAAAAAAAAAAAAAAUCAUUUUUAUAUUUUAUUUAAACCAAUAGGAUUAUGUUGCCACCCAAAAGGGUUUAUUGUAUCUUAGUUGGGAUCAAGUACGAUGGGAGACGGCCUUCCUGUAAUUUGGAGCUUUCAGGUUAAUGGGUAUCCGGAUAACUGAUCCCAAACCUGUAUUGGGGCAGAGUGAGUGCUAAGGAAUAUGGCAACCAUGUUCUAUCACAAAGCAAGGCAGCUGGCAGUGCCAAACCUCACAUCUGUUUGGGGGAACCUGUCCGUAGUAAGGAUGCCAGGAUCCCUUUAAAGGAUUGUGAGGUGACUUCUUCAUUUAUAGUACUAACUAGCCUUAGGUCAGUACAUUAUUUGUAUUGUCAGAACAAGCAUAUGAAAGCACUGGUGCUGUCCAACUGCUCAUACAUAGUGGCCCAGUUACUAACUACCUUACAUAUGUCAUGGCCAGAUUAUAAUACAGCGAUCGUCAUCCUAAGAGCUCAGUUGCCCUUGUGGGCAGUCUGGGGGUACACACUGCCCCCCAGCACACCUCCAUUUGGACAGCCGUAGUCUCUGGGUUUCUGAGUGCAGCUCACUGAAAUACAGAAGGGAGAAUAGGCAGCACUUUCAAGAUGCCCCAGGUUUGCGACCUGAUUGAUCUUAAUGCCCCCCCCCACACACACACACCACAUCAAAAUCAUCACUUUUAUUAUUGCCAGGUCUGUCAUCACCCUUAGUUGUGCCCACUUAUCCGAACUAAUAUAUACACACACAGAUGGCUGGAACUUUGCAGACAUAAAGCUAAUUUUUUUUUUUUGUUAUGCUUAUGCUUUAUGUUACUGGUGCAAAUAACAAAUGGUGUUCACUAGAAGAAAAUAAAUUACUCUUAAAUCCUAAGUCAGUAGCUAUAGAAGUUAUUCCUUGUAACUAGUCCCCUUGUGCUCUCUGUGCUAUUCUGUAGGUCAGAGCUGCUUGGAAUCUCCCAUAUAAAUGCUGGUAUUCUUGCAAGCAGGCUUUCUUAACCAACAUGCUUUGUAUUUUCGUGUCUUUCAUUUUUCUCUUUUUGCAUACAUUCUUUUUGUGGAGAUUUAUUUUAAUGCAUUGUAGAUGGAAUGCCAUUUUACAUUGUGUAAUUUUUGCUGUUUUUGUGUUUUGCUGUGAUAUAAGCUGUGAAUGUGUCUCUUUUGAACUCGGUUGCUUUACCAGACUUUAGUUUCUGAAGAUGUUGGGCUGUUGUAUUAAGUUGUAUUUGUUUAAUAAAUACUUCUGUGGUUAAAAUCCUAAA
Xenopus tropicalis (tropical clawed frog) is the source of this 5572-nucleotide messenger RNA. It is a transcript of the gene ppm1b, whose product is annotated as protein phosphatase, Mg2+/Mn2+ dependent 1B. NCBI's taxonomy places the organism in Eukaryota, Metazoa, Chordata, Amphibia, Anura, Pipidae. Gene Ontology annotation, molecular function: protein serine/threonine phosphatase activity; manganese ion binding; metal ion binding. Bases 641 to 2008 code for a protein of 455 amino acids. The record is from RefSeq and is a predicted model, not a curated record. Gene Ontology annotation, cellular component: cytosol; membrane. The transcript is spliced from 7 exons.